AUGUCAGACAGUCUCGAUGAUGGAACCCCCUUCAGCUCAGAGACGACGCCAUUUGGGACGGACGGUGCUUUCGACCGUGUAUUAAGAGCCGGCCAUAGGCCAAAAGCUGCGCCUGCCAUCUUUGUCCACGCCGGAGCUGGAUUCCAUAGCCAUCAGAAUGAAAGGGUUCACCUCCAGGCCUGUAAUGCUGCUGCCGAGAUGGCGAUGAAGUUUCUCAAGGCUGGCGCUACUGCAACUGAAGCCGUCGAGGCCGCCCUCCGGGUCCUUGAAGAUAAGGAAAUCACCAACGCCGGUUACGGCUCCAACCUCUCUAUCGAUGGUAUUGUCGAAUGCGACGCCACGGUCGUGGAUCAUCUUGGCCGCAGCGGCGCCUGUGGUGCUGUUCCAAAUAUCCGAAAUCCGAUAUCACUUGCCAAGCUCAUUCUCGACAAAAGCAACAAGCCAUUGAGUCUACGACGGGUUCCUCCAAACGCUCUCGUGGGAGAAGGAGCCAAAGCUUUUGCAGAGGAGCAUGGUCUGAUGACAUUUCCAAACGAGUACAUGGUUUCGAAAAACGCUAAAGAUCGGUAUCUGCGGUGGCAGGAAGAUCUCAAACGGGCUGAUAUGAAGAUGAAAGAGCCUAAAACCUUGCCCGAGAUCGCCGACACAUGCCCUCCGUGUCAGUAUGAUACUUCAUCGCCAACAAAAUCGCAGAUGUCUUUACCCCAAACCCAACGAGCUGCCAUUGUCGCCGGCACUUGGAACGAGGGACAACCCGAUUCGCCGUUUAUCAGCACACCAAGUCAGUCACCAACGCCCUCGCCUGAUCAACAUACAUCUACUAGUUACUUCCGAAUUGCCGGGCCAUCUACAAACUCUUUAGCUCGUCCUUCAUUGGCCCGCACAGUUCUUGGAAAACCUGCCCAGACAUAUGCUGGGGUAGCUGGUGGUGCGCUGUCUUCCUCUUUCCAAACUAAGCUACCAGGUCGAAAACCCAACCCUUUAGCCGAGGAUUUUAAGCCUGUCAUGCCUGAAAAUACUUCGAUACAUCAAAAGCACCACGUGUGCGCCACCAACAAGACUGAUAAUGUUCUGGCAGAGACCCCCCUUGGGAACAACGGCCACAGCAACCACCAAAGCUCCACCGGUCCCCGUGGGGUUAAGCGGCCUUCCAGCCCAAGUGACAAAGCACAACCUCAUUCACGAGCUAUAAAAGAUCGCUUUCGUAUUGGGCCCGGGGAUGAGGACGCUAUUACGGACACUAUUGGUGCCGUUGCGAUCGACGAUCGAGGCAACAUCGCUGCCGGCUCUUCCUCAGGUGGUAUUGGAAUGAAACACCGAGGUCGCCUAGGUCCAGCCGCUCUAGUGGGAGUCGGUACAGCUGUUGUUCCCUACGAUGAAGAAGAUGAAGAUCAGGUUUCAGUUGCUGCUGUCACCAGUGGUACGGGAGAGCAUAUGGCUACAACUAUGGCCUCCCAACGGUGUGCUGAGAGGAUUUAUCAUGGCACAAAGCGUGGCCGAGGAGGCAAGGAUAUCCAGGAAGACGAUGAAGAUGCCAUCAUGGGAUCCUUCAUUGCUGAAGAUUUCAUGAAACAUCCGGGUGUCAUAAACUGUCACUCAGCCGGUGCAAUUGGCGUCAUGGUGGUCAAGAAAACCCAAACCGGCUACUACUUCUAUUUUGCUCACAACACAGACUCGUUUGCUCUCGCCUCAAUGGGCGGCUCAGAGAAACAGCCAAGCUGCACCAUGUCUCGACUCUCUGAGGGUGCUAAGAUUGCCUCCGGUGGGCGUAAGAUCCGACUUGGGUAA
Messenger RNA from Fusarium coffeatum, 1788 nucleotides. RefSeq lists its product as uncharacterized. The coding region runs from base 1 to 1788 and encodes 595 amino acids. The record is from RefSeq and is a predicted model, not a curated record. Gene Ontology annotation, biological process: protein maturation. Gene Ontology annotation, molecular function: threonine-type endopeptidase activity. The transcript has 3 exons. Lineage: Eukaryota; Fungi; Ascomycota; Sordariomycetes; Hypocreales; Nectriaceae.